CCGUCCAGUCGGGUAUAAAACGCACGACGCGCGCUCCGGAUCUGAGACAGGCUGAGGGCGCAGAGGAGGAACCAGCUGAGAGUGAAGGAGCAGCAGGAGCACACCAGGGAGGCUCUUCCUACAAAACACCUGACUGAAUCUGCUCCCCACACCCACACAUCCCACGGCCUGGUGGGACCAUGUGGGUUCUGGAUAAAAUCCGCGGCUCAGUGGAGACCAGUGUCCUGCGACAGGGGGAGAACGGAGACAGGAAAGGUGGCGUUACCCCAGCUUACAGCAACGUCCUCACACCUGAUAAAAUCCCUGACUUUUUCAUUCCCCCAAAGUUAGUCAGCUGCCCCCCAGAGCCUGAGGUCCCCAACGUGAAGCCUAAAGAGGGACUGCAGCCCUCCACGUCUGAGCAAACAAUCGGCAGCGGGAAGAAAAUCAGCAGCCCCCGAAGCCCCCGGCUGGUGGCCAAGAUUGCAGGAGACACUAAAAACUUGCUGAGGGCAGCAAACCGUCACAUUAUACAGAUAGAGAGCGCCGAUGAUGUUGUGGCAGGAGACACCAACGCAGACCCCCAGUCUCAGACGGCCAUGUCUCUGCCCUACGUUCCUAAGACCCAGACCUCCUAUGGCUUUGCUACUUUGAAGGAGAGCCCCCAUACUCGGCGUAAAGAGUCCCUGUUCCACUGUGAGCUCACCAGUCCCAUUACCUCCCCAAACACACAGAGGAAGACCCCGGGGAAAGGUGGCGAAGGGGGGAACCACCUGAAUCCUGCUGACUGCAACACCUCCCAUAUGAACCCCUAUCGGUAUUUCAGCGGUGGAGAAAGUGACACCUGCUCCUCGGCCGAAUCAUCCCCCUUCAGCUCCCCCCUGCUGUCCCGCUCCGCCUCCCUGCUCAAGAUCUUCACCCAUGAAACGCAGGCAAAGGUCGUCAAAGCCAAGCGGACAUUUGCUCGCCACAGCUCCUUAUCCACCGACGAGUGCAGCUCAGCGGAGCCGAGCCCAAACAUCCAACGACGACUUCACGUACCGUCAUUCCACGGCGGCGCUGGGGCAUCGGACCAAGGUCUCCAACGUGAGCACAGCAUCAACCUGCACAAGGGGGGCACGGUGAGGAUCAGCGCCAACUACGACGCCAGUACCUCCCGACUACUCAUCCGAGUCUUGGCAGCAGAGAAUUUGUACGACAAGCACUUUGACAUCAAGAGCAUCAACUGCUGCGUGUCCGUGUAUCUGAACCCGGGCAAACUACAGAAGCAACGUAGCAACAUUAUCAAGAACAGUCGUAACCCUGUCUUCAAGGAGGACUUUUUCUUUGACUCCAUUAGUUCAGUUCAGGUGAAGAACUUGUCAGUGAAGUUUAAGGUGGUCAACAAAGGGACCAGCCUCAAGAGGGAUACACUGUUGGGAGAACGAGAGGUGCCUCUGCCAAAGCUGCUCUCAGGGCUUUAAGCCCCAGGAUGAGAAUUUGGAUUAAAAAUGAAAUUAGACGUUUACACUGGAUUCUACACCACGUCAUUUUAAUCUAAUAAAUGACAACGCUCAACACUGAAGUAAAAAAAAAAAAAAGACUGAACUGAAAAAGAAUCAUAGCAAAAGGCUUUCUACCAACACUUAAAAAACAUACAAUUCUGAAAAUGACACUUCAUGAAUUCAUGGAAGGACGAGUGAUUUGUGGCUGAGACUGGCCUGGUGUCCUCUCCCAGUAACAAACACUCAUUAAACUAAGUGUGGCUCCACAUGAAAGAGAUGAAAGAGAUUCUUUUUUCCAAUUUUUCCCCCUCUGGACACAUCUCCCAGCCAUCAAUUUCCUCAGCCAGGUCUGGUUCAAAGGUUGUACAACACCUGUGCAUCAACCUGUCUCGCUGUCCUUUCCUGCUGCAUGGUUUUAUUAUAUUAAUUGAACAGAAAUCCACAGCAGCCCAAGAUGCGACUCUUCACUUUUACUGUGAUACACAAACAGACAAAGAUGCUUUUGUGACUCAGUGUUGUGCUUCGAAGUGGCACUACAUGCUGACGUACAAAUGAUUCUUUCAUACUAGUUGUCAUGGCCCUACAGUGGAGGACGAGGGACAAAUAGAGCAGAGACAAUAUUCACAUUUACAUGAAGCAAACCUAGAAUUAAUGUGAAGUGUAAUGUGUGUAAGUUUACUCUUAACAAGAUAAAGGAAAACUCAAGUGUUACGUCACAAAAUCUUUGAAACAGGAUCAAAUAUUUUCAUUUUUCUGGCAUAAUUUUUCCACUUUCGUAAAAAUAUGUUGGCCUUAAAAACUCAGUAACAGCAGCCAGACAGACAUUUCUUUGUAGGAUUCAGAUUUUAGGCAGCAAAUGACUGUGUCUGACUCCAGUGACUGCACGAAACCAAGCUCAUGUAUGCUGAAAUAGAAGAAGAAAGUGUUGGCAGUAUACAGCAUAUUUUUGUUUAGACAUAUCUAUGAAGGACCUGUGAGGUUAGUCCAAGUGAAUCCAGUGUGGGCACUUUGAUUGUAUUUUGUGUAUGUAGGCAGCAGGUACGUGCUCAGUUGGCCUUAGUGCAAGAAAGUGGUUGAUUAUCUUAUCAUUUUAUUUAAGUAUACAGCAGCAGAGAAGGUUACGGUUGAUCUUUGGUACUCUGAACCUUUUCUUUCUACUCUGCUUCACCAAGAAAAAUCCUCUUAUAGCAUUUGUUUCCAACAAUCUUCAAACUAUGUCCCUAAAAUUUCUAGUUAAGAUGCUACAGUGGAACAUGCUUUACUCCAACUCUAAUGUGAUAAUUGAUGAAUAUUUUUUAUCAUCAACAGAAAUAGACUUAUGAGUAACACCAUGAUCUGACUUUACUGUCUGAAUAAAUCUGAGCUGACAACAAGGUUAUCUACCGCCAGAGAAACUACUACGUAACCAAAAUAAAGUAUUUCACUCAUUUAAACCAUCAUCAGUUUAUGCAACCAUGUAAAUGGCUUAAUUAGGCUGUUGCCUUAGUCACAUUUGGGCAGUUGACAAAUAAUUGUGUGCAUGUAAUUGUGUUCGAUGUCUCAUAUGAAAUGAUUACAGCACUGCCGUCACAGUGCAGAAUACCAGAAGCAUGGCAUGACUGCUAUGUCAACAACACAGCGGUGUUUGCAUGACGUGCUUAAAAUUUAAUGAAACCCUAAAGCCUUACUCUGUAUGUGUAUGAAAGGACAACUGUGUGGGUUUUGAAUAUAGCAUGAACUAUUUGUCCAAAGUUGUUGAUUUUUUUAUGUAUAACAUGUUUUGUAAAAUGCUUUUGAAUGUUUUGAAAUGAAUCAAUACGUGUGCUCAGUUUAUAUAUUGUAUAGACCUCAAUAUGUACAAGUUUCUACAAGCUGUCCUUGAACUGCCACUUAGACGGUGUACAAGUGCAUUUUAAUCAUGUGUUUCGACGUUAAUAAUGAAGCCCAAAACUUAGAAGGAAAACUAAGAGGGAAGAACGACAGGGCUACAGUGUUAUGUGAUUUUUGACAUGAGCAUCGACACUGUCGAGCAGAUGCUAUUAUUCUUUUGAGGCAUUAGAAGAAAUUGCAUGUGAUUGCAGCCUCGAGUGCCAAGGAGAGUGACUACAAGGAAGGAGACAGGAGACAAAUAAAGAGACUUCACACAGAUGCAAAUUACUGAGGUUUCUUGUUGUGCACUGCCCCAGAGCUUUGAUUAAUCCUGGGAGGAUUACUCUCACCUAGCGUUUGUACUGUAGCUCACUUGUAGCAUUGCUAUUGAUAUUCUCUAUAUACUUUAUAUACAGUGACCCAGCUGGUUGGCUUUAUUAUGGCGUGAAUGUCAGUGAUCUGUUGUAACUGCUGUCGCAUACUCAGCUCUGUGUGCAAACAUACAGUUCCUGCUCAUAGGGUUCUAACUGUAUGUUUUAUUCAGACUUACUAAAUUGUAAUGAGCUCUGUUUUUGCCCGGUCUGUUUUCAUCUUGCAUGACCAAAACACAUUAAUAUUGUCCGUAAUAGAUUUACAGUGGAUUUAGUUUUUGUGUGCAGUGGUGUGCUCAGAUUCAAGAUGAGGUUUCACCAUAGAAAGAAGAAUAUAACUCAGAUAUGGGUGAUGUACUUGUCUGCCGGAACCCUAAUGUUGAAAAUGAUUUUGAAAGUGAUGUGACUGUUUUCAUGUUGCUAAUGAUUUAAUAGAAAUGAAGAACAGACCAAAAAAACAAAUAAAUACAUUAUCUGACCACCUCUGUACGGGCAUGUGUGUCCCAUCUUUAGCUGACUCUGCGGCCUUGUUGCAGGUGCAUAUUAUGCAAAUGGUGAAAAUACAUCUGAAUAGGAAACAGUGUUUACAGAAAGUUUACAGAAAUAUACUCCAUACUGCAUCGCGUUAAUACCAUGCACUCAUAUUUUAUCCCUUAUUUGUUUCUAUAUAAAAAUAUAUAAAAUCUGCAGGAAAAAAAGAUAAAUGCUGGGACUCACAUGGUUUAGAGAAGGGAAAAGAAACAUGCUUUGUAUGUGAGAAGUAUAGCAGCUUGUUGAUGCGUUGAACAGAGCAUUCGAUUGCAGGUAAAUAAUAUUCCUGCUUUUAUUUCCCUUUUGCUGUUAUUUUCCGCUGUAAAGCAUCCUGAUAUACAAUGUAAUGUAUAGACUCUAUGCUUACGAAUGACAGUCGUAAAGACAUUGUUCUCCACAGUUGAAUGUGACAGUUUCUGGGUUCCUAGUUUGUCCAGUUCUACUCACUUGCCAUGAGUCUCAUUUGUUUUAAGCUUAGAUUCACCUACUUGUUCCCUGUUAGUCAUUUAGCCUUUUAUUGGAUCCACAUAGUAAGCAGACUAUCCACUGUAGAUCUAACAUCAAAACUGGUGACAUAUUUCAGUCAGAGUAGGAACUACCACUUGUGAAGCUACAAGUUAGGAUAUUUUAAACACAGACCUUUAUUUGAUGAAUUACCAGAAUUAAAUUCCCGUUAUCCAUCUUGUUGUUGUGCUGAGAAUCAGUCCUUAUAUCCCUGUGCUCGAUAGCUGUUUAAUUAGCUUCAAGGCUCGGCCGAUAACUUGAAAAAUGAGCAGUGAGAGAAGCGACUGGUGUGUGUGUGUGUGUGUGAGAGAGAGAGAGAGAGAGAGAGAGGAGAGAGGGAGACGUGGUCAUCUCUACUGGAUUUCACUGACAUAUUUAAUUACACUGUUUUAUUACACUGUACAUAUGCUUAAGUCUUCCUGCGUCGACAGGUUCUCGCUGAAGAAUUGAAGCUCAAAGUGCCGGUCCAUUACUUGACACUGAAUUGUAUAUUUUCUCUCCAGACUUGUGUGAACUUUGUGCUGUUGCUGUUCUUGUUGUGCUCUGGCCUGUGCAGGUACAGUAGAUACUUUUCUAUGUUACAGCCACUCUGUUCUGUGGUUACUGUGUUGAUGGAUAUGAAACACUUAAAUUAAAGGAAAAGUUACACAACAUCA
Sphaeramia orbicularis (orbiculate cardinalfish) is the source of this 5373-nucleotide messenger RNA. RefSeq names its product C2 calcium-dependent domain-containing protein 4C. The transcript is spliced from 2 exons. Lineage: Eukaryota; Metazoa; Chordata; Actinopteri; Kurtiformes; Apogonidae. The record is from RefSeq and is a predicted model, not a curated record. Bases 180 to 1442 code for a protein of 420 amino acids.